Molecule: messenger RNA, 5580 nt
Organism: Pelmatolapia mariae (spotted tilapia)
Lineage: Eukaryota; Metazoa; Chordata; Actinopteri; Cichliformes; Cichlidae
Gene: dab1a
Product: DAB adaptor protein 1a
Exons: 16
Coding region: 1709-3577 (622 amino acids)
Biological process (GO): ventral spinal cord development; lateral motor column neuron migration
Cellular component (GO): cytoplasm
Source: RefSeq, a predicted model, not a curated record
UCAUUAUGUAGCAUGUCAGCUUGCAGCUGCCCGUCUUUGUGCUUUACCAUUUCCAAGUAAGAAAAAAAGCUAUUCUGUAUUUGUGUGCACAUGUAAAUGAGCGUGCUUUCAUGCAUUCACACAACAGCGUUAAAGUGUGAAUCUGAGUGUUUUUGGCUGCUAAGUUAUGGUAGUCACUGCCAGUCAACACUUAGGAAUAAGUAGCAGCAGAUGGGCAGGAAAAAUACAAAAUGCUGGGGCCAGAGGGGCCUGUCAGUCCUAAGAAGGGCAGCUGGAAUUAGCAUUAAAAAGAAAUUAAUACAACCUUGGUCUUGUUAGUUUAAGCUUCUGUUCAUGCUCGUAAUAAUAACACUGGAACCCUCAAGUUAAUUGCUAAGAUAUCAGAUAAUUGCUGUCAGGAUACAGAAUGCAUAAAUAUUUAAAAAAUUGACCUGUUAGAAAAGAUAAAGUGAGCAAAUUGUCUGUCAUAAUUCUCUAUCACUGUUUCGACUUCCUGGUUCAGCUCUGAAUUACUGUAGGGUGCUGUAGCAGUGUUUCAACCCGAGCAUAUUAUUUUCAAGCUAAUAAAAACACUUUGGGCGCUUUAGCAGAACUAUGAAGAAGUAAAGCAAAUGUUGUGAAUUAUAAUUGUUUUAUCUUUUGUUGUUCAGCAAGUAUGGGUCCACUUAUGGUCAUUAAAUCAUUCAUAGCUGUAAACAAGGUUAACCGUGUUCCCCUGCUGUUAUUUCCUGUUACUUUUGGUUCAGACUCAAAGUGAGAAAUAAAAUCCCCAGUGAGUCUUUUUCUUUCCUCUCACCAGCAGCAUUGUGUCAUUGUCAUAGAAGUAGCGAGAGCAGCGCCAAUGCUGCUCUACUGUUCUAUCUUUGCGGCAUGUGGUAUGGCAGGUAGAUAUUGCUAUCACAGGCACCGGGUCUAACAAUUUUUCUUCCUGAAACCUUUAGUUUGUGCACACAGAGUUUUCCUGUGCAAUAAGAGAUUGUUGCAACAUGUUGGAGGUGAACUCAUGCUUGGCUUUACCUGCAAAUAAAGCGGUAUAGAUAUUCUGUCGAUACUACUUUGCUGGUUCCACCUGCUUGUUGAAAACACUUGUGUUUCUUACCCUGUCUGACAUUAGGUUAGUGACUUCCCAUGUCAUACCCAAACAUUUGGGGAGUAUAAGAAGAUAAAACCAACAUAAUAAUGAUCUAACAGAUUACGUCAUGUGUAAACGUUUGAAUGCAUUAUUAGUACUUUUAAAUCUGACUCCUGGUUACCUGGCUUCAAGAGGAAGAACAUUUUCUCAAGAAAAUUUCUUGCUGAGGCACAUUAUUGAUAAAAAGCAGAAAGUGUAGUGCAGGUCUCUCUAGUCUGUUACCAUUGGCAACAUCUUCUCAAAGCAGAUCAGAGACGAAGUCAUUCUAAUGCCUGCUGAGAACUCUUUCUAGGUCUCACCUGCCAAGAGUAAGCGCAACCUCACCGAAGCCAACCUCUUUCUCCCUGUCUUUUCUCCUCCAGCUCUCUGUGGGUGUGUGUAGGAUGUUGUGUCAGGGCUAAAGCCCAUCCCUCUCCCAUGAGCCUGUGUGCCCACACACACACCUGGCGCCUCCACGCACACACCCGGCGCCCACGCACGCACAGCCGGCACUGACGCUGUGAACUGGACCCUCGGAGCCCAGCCGAUCCCAGCUGAGCCAAGCGGAGCGGAGUCUAAACCAGUUGGAGCCUGAGGAUGUCAACAGAGACAGAGCUACAACCAGCGGUCAGGCCCAGCAGCGUAAGACGGGACUCCAAGAGGAAAGGGCAGGAUCGCAGCGAGACAGCUCUCAUCAGGCGUUUUAAGGGCGAUGGCGUCCGCUACAAGGCCAAGCUCAUUGGCCUGGACGAGGUUACCGCCGCCCGUGGAGACAAACUCUGCCAGGACUCGAUGAUGAAGCUCAAGGGAAUAGCUGCAGCAGCACGGUCUAAAGGAGAACACAAACAGAAGGUGUUCCUGACCGUUUCCUUUGGAGGGAUCAAAAUCUUUGAUGAGAAGUCAGGGGUCCUCCAACACCACCAUGCUGUCCAUGAGAUCUCAUACAUUGCCAAGGACAUCACGGACCACCGAGCCUUUGGCUAUGUCUGCGGAAAAGAAGGGAACCACCGCUUUGUGGCUAUCAAAACCGCGCAGUCGGCUGAACCUGUGAUUCUGGACCUGCGGGACUUGUUCCAGCUCAUCUAUGACAUAAAGCAGAGAGAGGAGAGGGAGAAGAAGGCCCAAAAAGACAAGCAGUGUGAGCAGGCGGUGUACCAGACAAUACUGGAGGAGGAUCUGGAGGACCCUGUCUACCAGUACAUUGUGUUUGAGGCGGGACACGAGCCCAUCCGUGACCAAUCAGAAGAGAGCAUUUAUCAGGUUCCCACCAGUCAGCAGAAGGAAGGGGUCUAUGACGUCCCAAAGCGACACCCAAAUGGACAUAAAAGAAAACCCCACCACCACCAUCACCACCACCAUCAUCAACAUCAUCAUUCUCAUGAACAACCCCUUCACCAAGAACAAACUGAACAGCAGCAGCAGUCGCAGUCAGGGGCACAUAUGAUAGACUUAGACCUGGAUAUGGUGACUCAGAAUAUCAACCAAUUAGAAAUUUUUGGAGACAUGUCUACGCCUCCUGACAUCACCUCUCCAUCUACUCCCGCCUCUCCAGCCAACACCCUGGACCCCUCACAGGGCUUGCAGCCUCCCACGGAACUGUUUGCUCCCUUCAAUCCUGCGUCUGUGCCCUCAGGUUAUGUGACGAUGGGAGCAGUACCUCCUGGCCACUGGUCCCAGCAGGCUUUUGCUGCCCAGACUCCGCUGGCCUUCGGGGUCCAGUCUCCUCUAGGCCCGGUAGCCCAGGUGCUGCCAGGUGGCCAGCCUCUCAUCUGGGGCCAGGCCAACAUCUUCCCUGCCACCCAGCAGCAGUGGGCAGCCAUGGCAGCAGGAGCGUUCCCCCCCACAGCCUACCUCCCAGCCCAGCCUGUGGGCACCCUGCCCGCCGCCAUGUUCCAGACUCUCACCCCCGUCACGACUGUGACUCCAGCCGGCGAGAGUCAUUCGAGCACUGGAGCCAGCGCUUCAGCUCCUUCCCCUUCAGCAUCUUCGAGUCCACAGCAUGGGGAGAGAGGAAAGAAGAUGGGAAAGGAGAUGUUCAAGGAUUUUCAGCUGGCGAAGCCUCCGGCCAUGCCUUCAAAGAAGGCUGAUCAGCCCAGUUUAGCAGGAACCUCAGAGGCAUUCAGCACUUACUUCAGCCGUGUGGGCACUGCCCAGGACACAGAUGACUGUGAUGACUUUGACAUUUCUCAGAUGAAUCUGACACCAGUCACCUCUACAACACCAUCCACCAACUCCCCACCCACCCCAGCUCCCAGGCAGAGCUCUCCCUCAAAAUCCUCAGCCUCUCACGUCAGUGACCCCCCCACCGACGCCACAGACCCCCCCACGGACGACUCAUUUGGCGAGGCAGAGGGCAGUCCCAGUCGCAGUGGAGAGGAAGAUGCUGCAUGUGGUUCUGGGUCGCCCUGCCCCAGCGAGACAGCAGAGCCCAGCCCAGAUCAGGCCAGUCCAGAGGCUGGGAGCUAGAUAGCAGCAGGGCAAGAAGAGGAAGGACCCUCUCUAUGCCCAGAUUAACAAAGGGAAGAAAUAAAGAGACACACAGGAAGACAGACCUGACCAGCACUGAGAGAACAGGAGGAGAACCCUUAACCUCUGUUUGUGUGAGUGCGUGUGUGCGUGCAUGUCUGGCACAUCCCCGCCUGGCCAAGCCCUUCUUCUUCUCCUCCAGCUAACAACCUCCCAGGAGGAGCUUCCACACUCCCACAGUCCUCCUCCUCCUGUCUGCAGUCUUUCCUCCUCCUGAGAGGGGAGAGCCCUCUUGGUCAUUCACUCCAGGCAGGAAGGGAUAUCAAUCACUGAGACGGAUCCAGUUCUCCCUCCACUGCGCAGUCUUCUCCUCUCCUCUCCUCUCCUCCCUUCUCCCUCACACCCAGCCUUACAGAUAGAACCUGCUCCUCCCCUCUCUGCCCCCCCGUUCCCUUCCUCCUCCUUUGCUUUCUUUCCUCUGCCUCCUGUGUCUGGCCAGAGACUGUGCUGCCAAGAAGGGACUGAAUCAUGCAGUGCCUCCCCGUCUCUGACACUCCCUCACACACGCACGCUCAUCGGGAUUAGAACGAUCACCUUUUGUUUUAAUGGACAGAAUCUGCAUCUGUAGUGAGGAGAUCCCAUAGGAGGAGCUAGACUAUUAAUGGGCCUAUCAGGGAUGGCCCGUUACUGGGAUCACUUCUUCUGAUUGCUUGGCUGGUUCGGGGAGUUUAACCCCAUUCUUGUGAGUGUCUGCUGGAUCACUAUGCAGAAACAGACUCUCUGGGAGCUACUCACACACCAACGACAUACAUCUUGCACACAGGAAUCAGCUUACAUACUCUCACACAUGAAAACACAUACACACAGUACACCUUCUCUGACAUGCAUACACACAGUAAUUUGCCAAACGUCUCUCCUCACAGACAGACUCAUAUAGAGGCCAGAGGACCAGACAUGCUGAAGAAAAGACACUGAGAGGGAAGUGUUGCAAGUUAAACAGAUUCUGUGAUUGAACUGUUCAUUCUCUAUAGCUUUUGUACAAUACUGAUUAAAAAAGAAGAAGAAAUUGAAAAAUUUGAAUUUUUAUUUUAUAAGUCAAUCAAGCCGCUGGGGUCAGCUCUAUAGGAGAUAUAGAGUCAACAUGGCUUUAAGGCAUCUGAUCGUUGGUUUGCCAAACUCAUUUUGUAAAUAAUGAUAACAACCAUUUUGUCCACUGGACUUCUGUGCCAUAAAAUAGGAAGGCUUCAGUUAUGCAACUCUUGACGUUAACCCAAGCAAUACCAACAUAUGUUUUCUUUUUCCUGUUGUCUGUUUCAUUCGCCUCACCCCCCUCUUUUGUGCAUAGAUGUUGUGAACCAUUAAUUACUCUGGUUCCAGCCCUAAAGCCUGCACCGUGCCCUGCUGUGUCUUCUUGAGUUCCCACCCAAAAACACUAUAUCGCGGUCCUGAGCUUUUGUAUCACAAGACUAUCAUUUUUAUGUUGCAGGCAACAGUCAGGGUCUCACUCACUCACUGUAGCCCAGACUGCUCCUCUCCUCCUUCCCAUUCUCCCAGACUAGUCUCGAAGAUAACAGCAAUGCUCUGCCCAUCUGUCUGUCUGUUGGUCAGGUGCCAAACUGCUGCUGUCUGAGUGUGGACUGCAGCAUCCUCUGCUACAACUACAUCAACUGUGAUGCCAUUGACUCCCUAUUUUAUGGCCAGAGUCCCCAUAUCAUUCGAGAACUCUUUUGGACUAUGAAGCUGAUUAACUUUAAAACUUUGAGAACUAGAUGAUGAGCAAAGACGUUGAAUAAAAAGGGAAACGUUGCUGUUUGAGUACAUAACAUUUCUAGACCUAUUUUAACUUUACCUCAGCUAACAGUUUCUUAAUGUAAAUUGACACAUUAUUUUUAUCUUUAUGAAUAUGACAUUCUACAGUGGGUUUUUAGAUGAUUUUUUUGGUUCUAUCUUGAUUUACGUAUUCCACCAUGUAUUACUGUUACAAAUAAACACAUCCCAAAUGA